GACAAAACCUGUUUUGACAGGGUUAGGCUAUUCACUGCCUGGAAUUAGAUCCAAUAUCUGUAAUGAUUGGCAAGAUCAAGGAAAAAUCUGGGGUUUUUUUGGUUUUUUUGGUGUGUGUUUUUUUUUUGUUUGGGGUUUUUUUUGUGGCUGAUUCUUGUAGUACUUGCAAAUCAACACAAGAGGGUGGUAUUGACAUAGGAAAGCAGCUCAUGAGCUGGGUGGUGAAGAAACCCGGGUAUGGUAGAGGCUCUUUGACACAGUUUUCCUGUUUAUUUCUCUGUCUUGGGCAGAGUUCAGUGCCGUAUAGGUAGACUCUUGCAAGAGUGGGAUAAAUGUACUACUUCAUAUCAAACCAGAAGAUUAGUGCUAGUUCCCAUUGACAAAAAAUUUCACACUAGACAUUUUUGCUGGUGGGCAGUGUGAGAUGCUCUUUUGUGACCGCUCAACAUGAAAAUUUAGUGCCUGUUAGAACUGCUCAUAAACUGGAUUUUUCUACUAUGUGAAAAAUGUUAAAAAGAUUCUUUUUUAGAUCUAAAUGGAAAGCUGAAACUACUGCAGUAGUCAAGAUGAGCACAAUGGCUACUUCAUAGUAUCAACAUCUAAUAUACACGUAUAUGCUAGUAAGAAUGCUUUUGUACUUUUGUCUGGGGCAGCAUAUUUUGUAAAAUUACAAAAAAAACACAGCAUUGUUAAAACUUAAUAGGAACAGCUUUGUUGUCUUCAUGAGGAACAAACAUACUACCUUGUGUGAGAAGAGUGCCAGUGUUCUUUGGCCUUUUUUUUUGGUAACAGUUUACUCGCAUCUCCAGAAUGGUCACCUUCAAGUUUGAUAGCUCUGAAGCAGUCUUAAGAUCACUGGCAGAUAAGUAAGGAUACAGAUCUUGGGUAUGUUUUCUGCUAAGAGCAUUCUUGGAAAGCAGGUAGAGAGUGCAUUUUCUACGAGUCCUAGUGCAGAGAGGCAGGGGUGGAAGCCCUGUUAAUUCUACAGGGCCCUUUGGUAGGGAUCCUCACAGGUAGAGAUAAAACAGCCUUAUAAUGCACCAGAGAGAGGAGUAAAGAGUUGAGUAUGUGGGUGGAGAUGCAAAUGCUCCUUCCCCAUGGAGCAAGGGAACUCUCCUGACUGGUUCUCUGUCCUGCUGGAUGCUUGAACAAAAUUUCUUACCUUUCACAAGCAGUACAGGGUUGGUCCCACUAUCAGCAAUUUAAAAUUAAAUCCUUUUGAGGAGCCUGGGUCUCUGGAAAACCUCUUAGUGUUAUUCUCGCUAUGUAAUGGAUGGCAUGCAGAGUCGGUCCUGAACCAGUCUUGUAAAGUGAUGUGGAGGGCAAUUUUACUGCUGGAGGAGGUAGGCCAGGGUCAUUCCUUUCAGAAGUAGUAGGAGGCUUGCUUUAAUAGAUUGGCAGGGUCUCUAGCAUCUCUCUGUCCUUUCCUGUGUGGAAGGCUGCAAUAGUCAAGGGGGAAUCUAUCUUCCUGAUGGGAUCAAUUUCUCUAUCCCUUCUCUGCAGUUACAAGAGUAACAAGGAGAGAAGUAGAGCUGCUCAUUGUAAAAGGAUGCAGAGCCUUUUUGAGAGGAGUGACUCCUAGGCAGUUGGCCGCCUCCCUUAGUUUGGAAUGACAAGCUGUAGAAACACUUUGCACUAGAAAAGCAAAGGUCUCAUCACACCCACGUUCUCACCGGUGCCUCACCUGCCACAGGUAUGUGCAUUCAACUUCAGCUAAAAAUAUCUCAACAGGUUGGAGGAGCAGGAAAUAGUUUAUUACUGCAACUACACCAUGAGGGCUAGGUCUGGGUGUUUGUAUAACUGAAGUGAAAUAGGGAGAGUCUAAAGAUGUAUUUGGUCAAAACAGAAUUUGGAGCCAGGCUAAAGCAAAAUGUGUAGCUGAUCUAAUGAAACAUGAGGAGAAAAGAAUGGAGUGAGACCUGUCUGUCUCUGUAUAAAAGACAGUUCAGAAGAUACCAGCACUGGUAUGUGUGUGGCUGCAUACUUUUGUACAAUAACUGAUGCCAGUGUGUUUGUUCAGUGAGGACUCUUGAGGGGCAGUUCUGAAGUACGCCUCUCUGCACACCUCUUGAGUCUUCGCACAGCAGGGAGCUGAAGUGAAGGAUUAACCUUAGCCUAGUCCUAUCAUAUGUCACACUAACACAACCUGUCAUUUUUUUGUGGUUGAAACUCAAGUUUCAGCAAAAGCUGUGUUCUCAAAAGAUGUUUGGUAGGGAUGUUUGUAGUUUGAAACAGUUAUACUUCCCAAGUCCAUAAUGCAAAGGUGAUUGUUUAUAUACUUGUAAUAUGUAUUUUAAACAGUGUUUUGUAGUUUAGAUUUUUAAUACUGCAUAUGUGACUACCUUGGACAGUAAAGAAUGGGGUUAUAGUGUCUUUCAUUUACAUGUUUGAGAGCUGGCAGAAGCAGGACAAUCUUUUGGAGGGGAGGAGUUAAUUUAGACAUUGACGUCUGCGUGGGUAACUGGCUGCAAGAUAAAUGCUCUAGGAUAGCUGCAAAAAGUAGCAAUCCCUGCAAUCACACAGUGGUUCAGAGCAGAAGCUGCACUGAAUUGACCUUGUUUGAAAUUGUUUGGGCCAUCUCAGUUCCCCAGUGCUAUGCUCCUGCUGCCCAGGGACCUGCAAGGGAAGCUGUGGGCAGGAAAGCAUAGCUGGGAACCAAGGUGGGGAAUCCAGGGUGCUUUUUCUGUGGUGGCAGCCUGAGUCUAAAUCUACUUAAAAUAAUAAUGAGGAGGAACACAGCCUGUUCAAGGACCUGGCAGCCCACCUUCCCCCCUACUCCAAGAAAAGCAGAGUUGGCCAAGAGGAAGAGCUAAGCGUGAUGACUUUCUAGCAACACCAUUAACUUGUGCUGAGGAGAGUCACAGUUUAGGAGGGAACUCUUAAGAGUGAGAAGCUUCUGGGACUCUGGAGGGCUUUAGUUUACAAAGCAGGACUGAAGUUGGUAAACCUUCCCAGUUUAGCUGAGCACUGAAGAAGGAAAACAGUCAACAUACUGAAAAGCCCUUGGAAGUGCUUAAGAAGGAAUGGAAUUGAUUGCAUGACCUGUGAAAGGCACAGGCACGUACCAAGCAUUUUGAUGUUGCAUAAAUGUGAAGUUGUGGUUUGCCUGCAAUGGUAUGUGAGGAGCUUCUGUAAACGUUCAAGUAAGCAAUUAAUUCUUGUAAAUGUUGCAGAGCAAAUGCUGUAAAAAUCCAGCUUUGAUGACAGAGGUAGUUCAUGUAGUCAUUCCGAAUUCUUACUGUUCUUGCUUAUGCACUUAAACAGUAGAUUUUGGGGGGACAAAAACUAUGACUAUGUAAACAUGGAGAAUCAGAACAUGAGUUUCUGACAGAAUCCUAAGCUUUGGGGUUAACUCCUGAGCUUAAAAAAAAAACAACCAACAAACCACACCCAAAAAAACCCAAAAGAAGCAAAUGGUAAAAGAUGCUUUAGUUUUCAGAUGGAUUUUUUUCCUCUGGUUGGACUAUGAAAGCUCCUUCUGCAUAACAAUAUCUAAAAGGGAGAGCUCAGGCUGUUUUAUUCCUGUGCCACCUAAGAAAUGGGAAUGGUCGCUUGUUCUCUGGCCUAGGGAUGAAUACAGCCAUGCCUCCAAUGCUGUAUCUCUUCCUGAGGACCCUUCAGUUAUGGGAACUCCUGAUGAUGACGAUAAGGCUUUCUUUGAGUCCAAAGCCCCCCAGGUCACAGGUACAUGCCUUCCUGAACAUGAUAAUCAAGUAUAUGUUGUGUUUCAUGGUAGGAUGUGUGUUGGGCUGUGCCAAGGUCAUGCUUAAUUGUCCAAUAGGAGACAGUGGCACUGCAGUCUUCAACUGUUGACACUGAAAGUCCUCAGGGAGGGGUGGAGCUUAUUCAGCACUUUUUCAGGGAAGCAUCUAGAAGCCUGAAGCUGUCUGUUAGAGGUUAACACGGGAAUUUUGACUGCCUAAGGGAAGAGGACUCAAUCUUUGCCUUCUCUGGUGGAGGAUCCUCAUUGUUGCAGAGAUGUACAUGCUGCUCUGUUGCCUCUCCCUAAAAUGACGUCUAGGUAUAGGACUACAAAGUUUCUGUCUUCACUUGGAUUUGGUGGUUGCUAGAGGUUCGUGAGGAAAGGGAAAUGCAGUGUGAGCUUUCUAUGCAAAAAGGGGAAAUUUUUUUUCUUCCAUUCCAGUACUAGCAAAGGCAGAAAAAGAACCCUGCUGGACAGGCCUCUCUGAGACUAUUGCUUCUGUCCAUCACUUCCUUCCUCCCUAUUUGAUACUGUCAAAGAAGACAGGAUUUUUUGGCAUAUUUCCCAUUUGGACUGAUUUAAGUCCCCUUUAAUCCUUCUCAAGGUUUUCACUCACAAACAGGUCUCUGUGUAAAGAGAGGCAAAUAGCAAAACUUGCUCUGCAAGUCAUCUGUGUGUGAGGUAGAGGGAGGGUUGCAUGAUAAGGUGGAAUUUCUUUGGUUGUGCUGGCUUUCCAAAAGAAAAUUAUUCCUUUGUGUGGUUUUUAGUGUAUGUCUGCUCCAUCCCAUGAACAGGGUUAAACCACAAAAUUUCUUGGCUUUGAGGUAGGAAAAAGGAUUUUUUUGCACAAUCAGAGUUGGAGCCACAAAAGUACCUUCUUUCCUGCAGUAGCAAUGUGAGGGGGCACAGGAUCUGUGGAGAAAGCUGGGCAGAGAAUGUGUGGAGGCUCAUUCAAUUUUAUUUAAAGCAACAGAGAUUAAGGUAUCCCAGUCAAGCAUGUAAUUGGAUAUACUUGGUCUUUCACUGUCUUUAUUGUAGCUCAGUUGAAGGGAAUUUAUAACAGGAGAUACUCAGCCUGAUUUCUCAUUGCCGGAUUCUGUGCUUGAUGUAUCAUCAGCAGGGAAGCAAUACUUCUCCCUCAAUGUGUAUUCAGAAUAAUAAAUUUGCCACUAGUGAGGGAUUUCCUAUUACUGCUGCUCAUGUGCAUGCUUACAGGUGCGUUAAACCUUUAUCUUGGUGCAUGCCAGAGGCUCUCUUUGGUUGUUAAGGACUGGUCUUCUCCAAACACAAUCAACAAUAUGAAGCAGACAGCCUAAUAAAUUCCUUUGACGGAGCGUAGGCAGAAUAAGCUUUCCAUUCCUGCAGUUGCAGGUCUUGAGAUGCCUCUUAGAGAUUUUGCAGAACUAUGAACUAUUUUUCAUUGAAUACGCUUGAGUCAUGUGUGAGUAUCUUGGUUUAGGCUCUCUCUACCCAUUGGUGAUAAUUACUUUAGUACAGACUAGGAAUCUUGGAGUCGCCGUUCCAGUUUUCAAGAGAAGUUUAGAUAAAAAUGCAAACUUUUAAAAAUGCAAAAAGUGUUGGCUGUGCUUUUUAAAAUAAGUAACAUAGUGAGGAAUGGUUAUAAAAGAUCUAUAGAAGAAAUGUUGGAAAUAGAUUCGAUAGUCUGUUCUAAGAUCCAAUUUUGAGAUAGCCUUCUGCCUGUGUUCAGGUGGCUGGCUGCAUCCAGGCUUGCGUAUCUCAGCCAAGAUUGUUAAAAAGCCCUUUGUAAAGCAUUCUAGUGUUUUGUGACCCUUUUGGUUGUUCCAAGGUUCCCAUUCAGAUAAGAUUUCUUUACUCCAAUGAUACUGCCUCUGUCUAGCUCAGAGGACUUUUUGAAGAUCCAUCCUCUGAAUGCCAGGCAACCUCCCCUCUUUGAAAAUGCCAGUGAUGCUUUCACAGGUCAGAUGCUGCCACCUGGUCUUGCUGAUUAACAGCUCUUUGUGAUUAGUGAGGAAUCGCGGUCUCCAUUGGAGUUGUGUUAAGCUGAUGGAAGGAGAAUUGCUGGAAUUGCAGUCACUGGUUGUCUUUUAUUUGCAUGUACUGAUUGAGCAUGUGUUCUUUUGAAAAUCAUGUAGCGGACAGUUGUGGAUGUCUUGAAUUCAGUAGAAGCAGCAGAUGUAAAGGAAGAUGUGGCUAGUGCAGGGCCCUGUUAGCCUUCUGUUGUGGAUAAACCUGUUGUGCAAUGGGAAGGCAGCUUUCUGGAGGGCAUAUUAUCAAAAAAAUCUUUGGUGAGUGCCUUUAUCUCUGUAUCUUACACAGCAAAUAAGACUUUCUUUUCUCUUUUUCCCUUUUUAAAUGCAACAAGCCCUUUGGAAAGCUAAUUGCUCUGUUCUUUCUUGGAAGGGAAGGCAGAACCCCUGAAUCAACAGUGUUUCUGUCCUGUGUCAAGCAGGACACAUGGAUAAACAGGACACACUUUGAGAGCUCUCUUCCUUUGCUGUGUUCUUUAGCCUCUCUUGCUUGGGCCAGGGUAGGCUUCUGGUGGAAGUGUUCAGUUUUGUUAGCCAUGUCAACCCUUUGCUUCUCUGAUCACCUGAGAUCUACAGGACCGCCUAUUAACAAUUUACAUGGGUAGCAGGGAAAAUGCACGAGAGGAGAUGAUUUUCUGCCUCAAAGAGCUUCUGGGUUAUCCAAAAAUAUGCUGGAGUCUGUGGAAAGGACUCUGCAGUAGUUAUUGGAAUGUGAAGAUACAGGGAUAAUGAGGAGGACUGAUGGGGAGAGAAGUCCCUCUCUAUAGCUGGAUGGUGAGUUGCAUGGCGCUAUCUCUCUUGGUAGGGAAAGACCUUUGACAAGUAGAGAUCUGAAGCCAACCAUGGCUGGAUGACCUUGCCUUGAAGUGGCUUCUGUGGUCUGGACACUCAUCUCCUUGGCUUUUGCAGUGUCAGGACAAAUACGUAAAUUUCUGCCUGCUUUGCUAAAGUAAGGUAGCUCUGCACCAGAAGCCAUGCUGAGCCUUAAAAUGAAUUCUGGAUUGAAGGAAACUUCUUGUGACCUUGUGCACUGCCCCAGGUCCUGCUUCAGCUGGAAGACUUUUUCCUCUAUGGCUGAAGUGGGCAGUGGACUGAGCCCUGUGGCAGAAACCUGGACUACCUGACAAACGAGGCUGUACUGGUAUACCAGAGCAGGUUGGCCUGCCUGCUCAGCAUGUCAGCAGAAUCUCACUGCCCAGACAGGCAGAGUUUGCACUUUUUUGCUCUCCUGCAUUGUCUGCAGGAUUGCAUCAUUACCCAGUCCACUCCCAUCAUUUGAUCAGAUAAAGGUGGCCAAGGGACUCCACUAACUUUUGGAAGCAUUCAGUGAUGGAGAUCCUGGGGCAGUGGCACCUGCAGCUGGGGAGCCACCUUUCCUGUGUCUGAGGGAGAGGGAAUAUCUCUGUAUAGCCUGGGGUAGGGGAGCCCCUCUGCCCAGGAGUGCCUGCAUGCAGCCUCCCUCUCUGCAUGGACUGAUUUACUCCUUUGGAAGCAUCAGCCAAGGCCUCCUCUCACAUAAUUAGCUGGCAACCCUAUGCAUCACUCCUGAAGCUGGCACAGGCCUGCCAAGUUCUGCCGAGAUACUCGCUGAGCAAGGUUUUCUCAUGCUCAGCGUGCCUCAAUGUGUUGCAUUAUUAAGCUUUCAUUAUUUGGAAGCUUUUUUGGGGACACAUCCCCCAUCUCCUUUCCCCACCUUUAGCCAUUCCUAUAUGUCUGACUUCCUUCACCAAGGUCUCAUGCAUGUAUCCCCCUUUCUAAGCACCUUCUGCACUCUGCCCUCCUCACUUUUCCCCAGCCUUUCUGCACCAAGCAGCCUGCAGUCAGGUCCCUAAACAGCCCCAGGGCUGGUUCUUAGCUUUGCUGUUCAUGCUGCACUGCAAUAUAGUCCUGCAGGGCCUUUAGCAGCCAAUGGACAGGUGCCUGCCCAAGCCAUUUGCUUCCAGCUCUGCCUUUCUUGUGUUUUCCAGGAUGUGUGGGAGAUGUGAGCUGCCUCAGCAGUUCCUGCAUGGCUCUUCCCAUCUUUAUGGUGUUUUAGGAGACACCUCUAUGUUUUGAAGCUUCUUGCCAGAGGAAGUACUACAGUCUCUGUGCAGAUGGAGAUUCCUCCAUUGCACACCUGCAGGAAUAUACCACCUCAGCCAUACAGGAAUUGAUGGGCAUCUGUGUUCACAAAUGCUCUAGAAGAUACAAAUCAAUGAGAUAAAUGAUAGAAAACAAUGGAGAUCCUGCUGGGCUCUCUGGGCAAGUCUCUCGUUGUUUAAUACUGUAGUACUGCGUGUUAGAAAGAGAUGGUGCGUUUAUACUCAACAACUUCUUUCAACUCGUUACUUACCUUAAAUCCUUUUGAUGAGUAAAGAGAAGGAUGGUUAGGUUUAGGGCAAAUCUAUCAUAAUUUUGUGCUGUCCUGGAAGGCUGGUAUACAGGCUAACCAGCAACAGACUCAACAGUGUCAUUUCUCUGCUUGAUGAUUAUAAAUGAGUAGUUAGGAAAGUCAGAUUUCAAUUGGCUAACAGAGGUUUUAACCAUGUGUACAUCUAGAUAAACCACUCUGGAGAUUGGGGAUUAUCAACUGUUAUGUAAUAGCAGAUUUUUUUUUUAAAUUGGGACAGGACUGCAACAGAUGCUGUGUUUACUAAAGACUGUCACAUAAUACAUCCAGAAUGUGUGUUUUGUUUGACAGAAUCAUAAAUGGGGAUUGCUGUUUUUCUUUACCUCUAGUAAAACCGCACUGCUGAUCAGACAGGUGAAUCAUUGUAGGUUAGAUUUAGUUCUUAUUUGGGUUGUUGGGUAAGAAGUGAAGUUGAUUUAGUUCAGCUCCAGUUCAACACAGCUUCAGAUCUACUGUGUGGCUUCAGUUCUGGCUGAGCAAACUCUAACCCCAGGUAACACAGGAUUUCAUGGUAACUUCACCCCUAUGUACAUCACAAUCCUGUAACUUGAUAAAGCCCUUGGAGUCAGCAAUAAUAUUGCUCAAAUCCAUAGGAUAUGUGAGAUCCCUUCACUGACAUGCUGCAUAGGCUUUUAUUUUUUUUCCCCCCCCAAGAGUAUACCUGAGUUUAUCCCACACAUGAUGGGAUGUGUUGUGUGCCAAGCAGAAGGUCAGGGCCCACAUUAGUAGUGAUUCCUUUUGCCUUUUAAAAUCUAAACACACAGACAAUGAUUUUUUUCUGCAUGAUUAAAUUAAUGUCCCUGCAAAUCUGGGGAAUGGAGUACCAUGUGCUUGCUGAAAUGUAGCAGCACUUUCUGCUGCCCAACAACUACUAGGUUUUACCCCGGGGUGAGGUUCCUGUCUGCAGCCAGGGAUUCCUGCAAAAAGCACUUUACAGCUUUUUCAGGAGAGCUGCUCAUGUGCCAGUUGGUAUUUCAUUACUGCGAACGAAUGUCAGUUAUAGCAGUUUGUUAAUAAUGAACAAGGAAGGGAUUAUUGGGCAAUGCAACAGCACUGGAAGAGAACCUGCUGAAGCUUCCCUUUGCUGUAUCAUGCACAUACCAAGAGCUGUCCCUCAUCUCUGACACCGUCCUAGAUUGCUCAUACCGUUAGCUGAAACUGUGUUUGCAUUUCUGAAGAAGUUAAUUGGGAGCUAAACCUUUCCCUGGCAUAUGGCUGUCACUUAGGGGGUUUCACUUUUGUUUCUGAAGCAAAACAGCCAAGGCUGCUGGGUCUAGAGAGCAGCAGGGACCCUAGGGGCUCCCAUGGGAGAGCUUGCUGGUCCUUCCCAUUUAGGGGACAGCUAAGUGGUAGGAGAGGAGCACAGGAGGGCCAGAAAGGGGCUCCUUGGGUUGAGGCUACUGGUCCAAAUUGAAGCACAUAAAAAACUCCUGGCUUGCAGUAAAUGUCUUCUCUAUUUGGAUACUAAUAAUGGCUGUGCACUGACAUUCUUCCCUCUAGCUUAGAGGAGAUCCUAGGUUGUCAAGAAGGUUGGAAGAAAAAUAAUCAAGGCCAGAGACAUGGCAGACAGCUGUAUUUUCUGUAUAGUUCAGACCUUGCCUUCUCCCAGCCCCAGGCACAGCAUCCAGGCUGGAAGUUCCUGGAGUACAGAAGUUCCUAUUUCAUAUUCAACAGUAUAACACUCUUUUCCAGCCCAGAAUUGCUGCUUCUUUAGAUCCAUGCAAACAUGGCAUGUUUACAUUAUGUUUAGUGACCAUCAAGUAAGAUAGCAGAUGUCCCCGCAGGCUUAUCUGAAACCAGGAGAGGAGUUAAAUGAAAGCAUGAGGUGAGACAGAGAAACUAUCCCAGCAGGAGAUACUUUGAGUCCUGCCAACUGGUCCGAAUCGUCAGUGGAAAUUUCCAUUUGAACUUUUGAUGGAAUGAUGGAGUUUUGUUUAAAGGAAUGAGGAAGAGUGUGUGUGUUCAUCUGUAUAUGUGUGCCUGCCUAAGACCGCAUAUUUGAAGAGUCAUUUUUUCUUUGCAUUUAUCAGAAGACUUAAAACAGUAAGAGUAGGAAUUUUAUGCUCAGACUGCAUUUUCCAGUCAACUCUCCCUUUGAGAUUUCCACUCCUUAUUGUGAUAGAAUUAAAAGGAGAAUAAUGAAAUGGAUUACAUUAAGGCCUUAGCUUCAGUUAUCAAGUACUUAUUAAUCUCUCUGGCUAGGAUUCAAAUCUAUGGCAUCAAGUGCUCCAUCUUUACAAGGUACAUCCACUGAAACAGCAUGUAAAGAGUGCAGAUCUUUCAGAUCUGGACUCACAAAACAAGCAGAGAGGUUCUGUCACAGUGCAGGAUGGGCUAAACAUCCUGUGGUGAAUUUUCUGUGGAAAACCGUUUUAAGUGGUUCUCCUGGCUUGUGAUUGCUUGCCCCCCACCCCCCUGCCUGUCUGGCUACCACUUCUGCCAACAGCAUCCUUGUACCUUGCAAGUCCUGCAUUUUUAUCUACUUUUAAUAGAUAUUGCAACAACAGAGGCAAAAGCAUGGCCGGCAGUGUGAGGCUGGAUGCAGCCAGGCUGUUAUGUGUGCAUGCUUGCACACAAGUAUGCGUGUUUGUGUGUGGUUAUGUGCCCACUGAGGUUAGGCAGAAACUGCAAAAGGAGGCAUCAUUUUACAGAAGAAAGCAGCUCAAGCAGGAAUGUGAUCAGGCCUCUUAAACACACCCAAUUAAAUUUCUCUUCAGUUAAGCAGAUAAAUAGAGCACUGUUUCCCCCUCAUUUUCCCUAAGUACAGCUAUUUGAUUGUGUAUCACUGUCAUAGAUUUUGAUGAUGCUUAACUACCAGAUAUAGCAGGCAUGCACCAAAUUAAUGUUGCUAUGUCCUUUAGGGAACUUAAUGUCAUUGGUCAUACUAGGAAGUUGGAGAUCUCAUAAAGGAUCAGUUGUGAUUAGCAGGUAGGACAGGAGGAAACUUGAAAGACCUCCAUGUUGUUGCAACAAUUCAUCACUCCUGGCAAACAUUGCACUGGGAGAAUAAUUCAAGAAAGAAUUUUGGUAGAAGGAGCAAAGAACUAAACUGCAGUCCUGGGCCUCUAGUGAGGCAGUAUCUGGGGAUGCUUAUGUGCCUGUGUUGUUCUGGAAGUUAGGAGAGCAACCCGCCCACCUCAAUGUACAUGAUGGAAGAAGCAGUGGAAGGAGGCCUGCGUGCAUGAUCUUGUGCCAAGUGAAAGGAAGGUGCCCAGCAAUGUGCUGGCCUUUUAAAUGGAGGUUACAAAGCUGUGUUGCCUGGCCAGCUCCAUAACCUCCACGCAGCAUGAGGGUCCUAGGCUACCACCUGCACUCCCCCUGUAAUAGUAGAACCCAUGCUGUCUGUGCAUGCCUGAGGAGUGUCAGACCUGCAGGCUCCCAGGGCUUGCCAUCUGCUUGUGCCAGAAGUGCUUCCAAGCAGAGCAAUUCUCCUGGCUCCUGGGUUGCCAAAGGGAGGGGAGCCUUCAGGAUCAGAGUGAAAAGGCAUUUUGUGCAUGCUGAAAGCAUUGCCUUAGCCCAGUCUUGAUGAAACGUACAUAUGCUUUUUCUCCUAUCCCAUCUCUCUGAGUGUUUGCAGGGCUGCAUUGGCCUUUUUGGUACAUACACACUGAAUUGAGGAAGGACUGAAGCAUGAGCUGAGCUAGGGCUCUCCUUGUGGUUGCUGGCAUUCAAGUGCUUGAGCUGCCCUGAAAGGCAUCUGAGAAGUUUUAUGGUCAUAUAAUCGCGGUCAAGUAACAAACUUUACUUAGGGUGAGCUAGCAAGCAGAACUGAGGCACUGGCUGUAUAAACUGUUUACAUGUAUAAUCUGACAACCAUUACGCCAGCAACCUUUCUGCCAGGUCAGCACUGGCGUGGCACUUCCAGCAGUCUCCAGCUCAAGCCCAGAGGAACACAGACUAUCUCUCCUCAAAUCACAGGGACCCACAGACUGUAAAGCCCAUGACUGCAGGGAAAUGGCUGUGUCUGUGGAGCAGAGCAGUGCUAGAAGCACUCACCUCCAUCUGUCUGAGCUUUGCCACCAAGCACCUGAUACCUCCGAAGAUGAAACAGCGCAGAAGAGAAGCUACUUCUCCCAGGGCUGCAGUAAGACAUUCUUCAUAAGGGCUAGCACCAAGGCUGCCUGUGGUAUCAAGCUCCUUGAUUACAUUUUGCCAAAGCCUGACUGGGAUUUCCAGGGACCUAUGUAGCUCCUCAGCAGCUCUCCAGCUCCAAGAGGUGACACUGGGAUUUAUGGCACCUGGAGAUCAGAACUGCCUGCUCUGGGGACCUGUUCUAAACUGUAAGAAAAUACUAAGGGGCAAUAGGCUGUGAAUUCAAUUACUUGACCUUACCUCACAAUUGUUCCUUACAGUUCUCUCCCCCACCCACUGCCCAUUUCCUUCAAGAAAAAUCACAGCAUUGAUUAAUGAUUAAUCUUGGUUGGAUAACACCCAACAACCAAAACUGCUGGCUAAUCCCAGGCCAUGGUUCUGCAAUCAGUAGCAGAUUUGUACACAGCCAUAUCACUUAAUAGAAUGUGCCUGAUUAAGAUUAAACAUGUAAAUACAAUUGUAUUUUUCAUAAUUUAGCUAGGGCAGACAAUACUGAGUUUAUGCCAUCUUUAUGCCAGCUGUGUCAGGGCACAGAUCUGUACCAGCAUGAAGCUCAUUGAUUAAAAAUCUAUCAACACUUUUUUGUCUGAUGAAGUCUGAAAAGGAGGAGUGAUUUAUGUUGGAUCUCAGCUCUGCUUUGUAUCAUUGCAGUGAUGUUUGAUCCAGGAGCAGUAAAGCAGAAUUUUCUGUAUCAUUGAGAAGGGAGUUUUUGUGUGCAGCCUGAUUCCCAGGAAUGCUUCUUGCAUGGAAGCAGUCCUCAGCAGAGCGUCUUACCCAAGGCACUGCUGGACGGAGAAAUCAGUCUCAGACUCCAGGGCAGGAUGGCUGUCUAUUGCCAACAGCCACACAUGUGUGUGGAGUGGAAAAGUAGGGAAAAGGGAAAACUACUCUAGGCACAGUGGGCGAGGAAUACUGAAGGGAACACCAUUAGAGGCCAGGCAAGGGUACCAAAAUGAGGACUGGCACACAAGGAAAGCAAAGGCUGACUCCUCCUGGAGUGCUUUGCUGAGUGUCUCUCUGUCAGGCUUCGCCAGCUAAAGAUGCACCAGACAUCCCUCUCCCCGAAAUCAUUUCCCCAGCCUUGAGAUCAUCUUUGUCUGGGAAAGAGAAAAUGCGGGUUCUUCUGGAUCUCCCUUGGCAUAUCCUCCUUUUUGGGGAUAUCAGGUAACAUCCCUGUUUGUUGUUAUCAGAUCCCUUGUUUCCUGAGAGUUAGGUGCUUCUUCCCAAAUGUGUCUCUGUAUACAGUACCCACUCACCCAUAUCGGUGCAACUUGCUGCUUUGGGAGCACAUCAGCACAAAAGCAGAUGAGGUUAAUGCCAUAAAGGAGGACUGGACCCUUCUGAGCUCCUCUGGUAAGCAGAUGGGCACAAGAUACCUCCAGGAAACUACAUCUAGAGGAAUGGCUCAGUUGUCAUGAGUAAAACUUUUAUCAGCAUACUGUUGAAAGUCGUAAAGGAGGUGAUAAAUCUAAUUUUUUUUUAACUUGUUCACAGCUUUCAAGAGCACCAGUUUUAUUGUAUGAAAAGGCUCUUCCUAGCCAAAGUGAUCACAGCCACAGGUGGUCUUAGCUGCUUACCACUUAUUUCUGCCUGUUCUUGCUCUAGCUUCCACACUUGCGACAUAUGAAAAACAGCGUAACACCUGCCCUUGUGAGAUAGGAACAAAUCUAAGGCAUGAACUCAGCACAGUUUCAGUGGGUGCUCCAGGAGCCACCCUGUACCCCUGGGUGUCCAGGUACGAGGCUGGCCAUUCCUGGGAUUGCAUACAGAAGUGAUCCCAUGUGCAGCACCACAGAGCAUUAAGUUCCUAGUGCAGGACCAGGUAGUCAGUUUCCAUUGCAUUUCCAAAAGCAGUCUUCUCACCAAUUAGGGAUGCUCUGGCAGAUAAUUCACAAGUUUGAAAGUUUUUGUUUAUAGGACAUACUCAAGAGCACUGAUUUCAAUAUUUUAACAAGUCUCUUUGCUGUUUUCUUGCCCAAAUCUUACACACACACACACCUCCCAGUAAAUGAACCCCCUGUAACAGGAAUCUGGGCAUUUAGAAGCCAGGAAGAGAGAGGGGUUGGCCAAAACCUAUUCUUUUAAAGAAAGUCCUUUGAGCUUCUUUGAGUGGAGACAGCAAUUACAACAUCAAACCACAUCACUGUUGCGUACUCAAAAUGUUUAUUUUGUUCCUGAGACUGAAAAUGGCAGGAAGCAGAGCAUGCUGUUUGGAAGAGCUGAUGGCUGCAGAGACAAGUAACAGCUCUGAAGGACACCAAUAUGAGUUACUUUUGCAAUUUUUUUAGAUAACAUUUAGGUUUUGGUGCCGCACUUUUAAUUUCCAAAGGAAAAGGAUUCAACUCUUAGGCAGGAGUUUUGGUAUUCCUUGGUUGUAUACAUGCUUUCAGAGACAGAGCACAAGGGAUUCAGAGACAGGACCCCAAGGAGAAAGCCCAGUGUUAUAUGGAGGUGCCACAUGUAACCUUUCCAGAAAUGACAACCCUUGUCCUUGUCUUUGCUCCUGUCUAAGGCAGAGCUGCUCAGAGCUGGCUGCCUGGACUGAACACCUGUCACUUUUGUGCCAGGCUGUUUCCAAGGUUGUCAUAAUGUUUGUACCUGAACUGAUUUAAAGACAAAGGAAAUGGAUGGGGCAGGACAGGGUGGAGGCUGCUAUAAUGUUAGUUCAGUAUGACUGUGAUAAGUGCUGGCAGGGGGGAUUUUUUCAGAGAACAAGGCUGUUCUUGUGUUGUCAAUGUACUGCACAGGUAGCUAAGCAGAAGGAAUGACACAAGUAUACUCACAACACAGCCAAUAUCAGUGACCAAAAAUAAACAUGUUAUUUAGACACAUUCCAGAGCGCCAAGCACUACGUCUCCCCAGGCAUCUACUUGCUUUAUUACUCAGCUUAAUAAAAGAUACUAACUCAGCCACUGAACCUCCCAGACAUGCUGUCUCCCCCAGACCUGGCUGAGCUGAGAGGGGCUGCAGCACCCCGCCCUUUGCUGGUGGCUCAGCCCUGUGACACUGAAGCCAGUGGAGCAGGGCUGGCCCAGGGCAUCAUGCACAGUACCGGUCAUUGGCACCCUGCAGGAGGGAGCAUGGCCAGGCAAUGCCAGCAGCGAGAAGGGAAAAGGAGUGGAGCCAACACAGAGGGAGAGCCCAGCCCUUCUUUUCCACCUUGUCCUGCUGCUGGAGGACUGGAAGGGGAGGUGUAGGUGGCUGCUGCCCAAAGGGGUCAGUCCCUGCUGCCAUCCCUGCCUCUUCUUGUCAGCUGUAGCAACUGCUCCUUCCCAUUCACCAGCAGCCAGCUUGCUUCUCUAGGGCUGCAGUAUGGCCAAAGCAAGCUGUUUUGCUACCAACAGCCUCCCACCCAAAGGAACUUCCAAUGUCACCAGCAUUUUGCUACUGGAUUGUGUUGAAAUUAUUUUGGAGACAUGCUAUGCAAUUCAGCUGACAAGUGUAAAGAUCUGUAUUUGAAUUCAUUAUUUUGUCUCUCUUCACCUCUGUUGGACAGAAACAAAUACUUAGGUGUGAUUUGGUUUGUUGUGAAGCAGGUCAACUGAAAAUCCCCUGGAAGUGCCUCUUUCUUUCUACCAACUAUAGUGGGAAUCUGGAUGACUGUGUCUGAUGAAGUCUGCUCUGUAGACACGUAGGGGUCAAUUUAAUUGCCCUUAGAUUGGUGCCUAGGACCAUUUGAGAUCCCCUGGUUAUUCAGUGUGAGCUGAUGAUCCAAAAGUGUAGUUUCACACAGCUCUUGUAUCCUGUAUACCAUCCCUGUGGCGGUGACUGAGUUACAGGUGACCAAGCUACAGUACCUUCAAUGAACUAUUUGUCUAUGCUGAUGCACCAGAAUGAAGUCCAUAUGGUGGCUGUCCUGCUUUCAGCUGGGAUAGCGUUAAUUUCCUUCUUAGUAGCUGGUGUAGUGCUGCGUUUUGGAUUUGGUGUGAGAACAAUGUUGAUAACAUACUCAUGUUUUUAGUUGUUGCUAAAGUAAUAUUUAUGCUAAGUCAAGGACUUUUCAGCUUCUUAGGCCCUGCCAGUGAGAGGGCUGGAGGGGCACAAGAAAUUGGGAGGCGACACAGCCAGAACAGCUAUUCAAUAGAACGUCAUGCUUGGUAUAUAAACCGGGGUGAGUUGGCCAGAGCCGGCCAAUUGCUGCUCGGUGACUGGCUGGGCAUCGGUCAGCAGGUGGUGAGCAGCUGCAUUGUGCAUUGCUCCUUUUGGUUUUCUCCCUUCCCUUUGUAUUUUGUUUCUCUUCCCUUCUCCCUCCUUUUUCAUUACAAUUAUUGUUGUUGUUGUUAUAUUUCAAUUAUUAAAUUGUUCUUAUCUCAGCCCUUGAGUUUUACCUUUUUCCUGAUUCUCCUCCCCCUCCCUCUGAUGGGUGAGGAGAGUGAGCGAGUGGCUGCAUGGUACUUAGUUGCCAGUUGGGGUUAAACCACAACAGGUGGACAUCUACAUCUGGGUACCUAUAUAUAAGCUCUGCAUCUCAGCUCUGAAAUAGCCAGUGGAGAUUCAGUACUCAAUACAUUUGCUCUUACAAAGGUGAUUUGAGAUGCUUAAGGGUAUCCAAAACAUCUGCACAGGACUGCCAGAUCUGAUACAGGAGAUACAGGAGACCUGUGUGCUCCUGGAGCAGUUCCUGGAAGCUGAGCAGGAUACCCUAUGACACCUCAAAUGACACUAUAUGCUUAUGUGCAAGCAACUAAGGUGAGGCUGCAGACAAUCCAGCCAACCACACCUGGGAGCAUUUCAGAAUACAUAGAAAUAGGCACCUGCAUCCAAUCAGCUGGGCCAGUCCAUCUGACUUUUGGGCUGUUUAGAAGCUGAGACAUCCAGCUCACAUUUAGGUAAUAAUCACCAGACAUCUAAAUUUAGAUGCCUCUAUCUGCAAGUUGCAUCCCAUCCCUAAAGCAAGGUGACAAUCAUCUCACCUUUGUGGUGUGAACGUUGUGCUGUUUGUACUCGCCCAUGUAGAUCAGUGAUGCUUCUCCACCCUCUUUGGCAUAGCCUGAGGGCUACGGGCACCGUUUCUCAGGCUACCUACCAGGACUCAGCAGCACUUGGGCUCCUAAGUCACUUGGAAUUUUUUUCUUUAAACAUAGACCCAUUUAUCAGCUUUUUGAAAGUACAGGGUGUGUUUAGUGACUAACUGUCAAGGAUUUUUCAGGCAUUCUGGAAAAUGGUGUUAUUCUUCUUUCCUUUCUUUUUACCCCUGAUAAAAUUUGACACACUGUUUUCCAUUAGGUUUUUUGUGUCUGUGUAAAUGCAGUGAAGUUGUUAUGCAAAUAGGCUGGCAGUGACCAAUAGCCUUUGAAAGCUUCUUGGGAUAUCUUCCUAGACAGGUUGGGUCCCACUGUGCUGGUGCUGAAUUCCUCUCCAUCACUCCUUCUUUCCUCCUCCCAUUUUUCACAUCUGCUUCCUUCUUGGCUGGCUCACUAAGCUUGAGACCUACUUUAAAGUUAAGAUUAAUUUCAUGUAAAGAAACCUGGCAUGUGCUUUCCUAAGAAACCUCAGGUUUUUACACUGAAAUGAAAUUAGGGAGGAUGUGAGGAACUGUCCUAGGGCUCAGCAUGGCCCACCCUACAGUGCCUGCCCUGAGCAGUGCCUUUCACUCGAUAAGCCACUCAUCCCUUCAGUCCCCCAUGUGCUUCUAGGGGGUGCACAAGAGAAGACUCUCUUGUAUGUGUUUUGUAGCAAUCUCCACAUGUGACAUUCAGAAGGGAUCAGCACCCAGAAAUAUGCCAUGGGCCCUAAAACAAACAAACCAACAAAAUGAACAUGCAGAUGAGACAACCAUGGGCAGUCAGAUCUCAGCACAGGCAUGUACAGCUGCUUCUCUGGUUUUGGGAAGGAGCACAACCUCCGAGGGGUGGGAGGAACUUCCAGGUUUAGGGGCUGUGUGUAGGGACCAAGUGCUUGGUGUGGAUAGGCCCUGAUGACAAUUCCUUAAUCAGAAUAAUAAAAUACACCCAGUGAUUAAUAUUUAAAUAACAGAUGAAGUCACGAGCACGCUGGAGAUAUGCGCGGCUUUGGAUGGAAUUGUGCCAAUAGGUGUGUCAGGCCAGAGGCACAAUGUAGAGCAAGGGGGUAUUUGUCAUUGCCUUAAUUCAUUAACUGGGCCAGCAAUUUGGACAAAGUGACUCAGUGCUUGGGAGCAGACAGAACUGCGCCUUCGGAGAGCAGGGCUGGACCGAGCAAGACAGCAGGAAAGGCAAACGGCCCUUUUCAGGAAAGGAGCCGGUGGGAGCCCAGGUGGCAGGGGUGAGCGGAGCAGCCGUGUCCCCGCACAGCUCGCAGCAAGAGCCCCGAGGAAACCGCCUCUAGAGCUGAGCUCGCAGCCGCUCUCCCUCCAAGCGCUGUGGGUCUGUUGGCAUCCCACAACCUCGUCUUCCACCUUGCAAGCAGUUAUCUGGCAAGAAAGCAUGCAAAGAGACAAAAGGCUUGGAGCAGGGAGGGGACGCCCUGCUAUUCACAGCCACAGUCCCCACCCACGGGUGCCAGCAGAGAGGGGGGCAUUUAUCAGGCGCUUGGCUGAGCAGCGUUCAACCCCGUCUGCGCCCGCCGCAGGGGUGAGCGCCCCGCUGACGUCAGGACGCCUUACUUCAUCUCCUGGCACUGGGGCCGGAUUUUCAUAGCCGUGUCCCGUAGGAGAGGAGAGGCGAGGCGGUGGAACUGGAAUAGGCGUGCUCAGCCACACCUCCCCAGCCCUCCAGCUGUUAAAGCUCCCGAGGAGGCCACGGGGGCUGCUGCUCGGCCGGCCGGGUUGCAGGAGCGGAGGUGACCGUCACUGCCGCGCUCAGAACUUGCCUCUUCUAGCUGGAGCCUCCCUGCUGCCUUCACCGGGCAGGACCCAGAGAGCUUUGGGGAAACGUUUCACAGGGAGGUUGUUCAAGAAGGCAAGAGGAUGGCAACACCCCCUCCCCGAGGCUGCAGCAGCAUCAGUCAUGACUAUUACCUGCUCUGUGACAUGGAGAAGGCCUGGGGGAUUGUCCUGGAGUCACUGGCUACAGCUGGCAUCCUCAUCACCAUUUUUCUCAUCUGCUCACUCUUCUUUCUCACCUGUAAAGUCCAAGACAACAGCAAGCGGCACAUGAUCGCCAUCUAUUUCUUCUUUCUCUCAGGCACGCUUGGCAUUUUUGGUCUCACUUUUGCUUUCAUCAUUAAACUCAAUGACAGGACUCGCCCCACUCGCUUCUUCCUAUUUGGAGUCAUCUUUGCUCUCUGCUUCUCAUGCCUCCUCACCCAUGCCUGCAACCUCAACAAACUAGUGAGAGGAAGAAAGCCCUUCUCCUGGCAUGUGUUGCUGCUCCUCAUUGUUUCCUUUGCCAUGGUACAAGUUGUGAUCAGCAUUGAGUACUUAGUCACCAUGCUAGUAAACCAGAAAGACAAAUUUCUGAAUAUGUCUCUGCAGGAGACCAACAAAGAUUUUGUCAUGCUUUUGAUCUACGUGCUCUUCUUGAUGGCUCUGACCUUCUUGGUUUCCAUGUUCACGUUCUGUGGGCCAUACAAAAGCUGGAAGAGGCACGGGGCACACAUCUUUGUCACUGUCCUGUUCUCCAUUGCCAUUUGGGUAGUGUGGAUCACUAUGCUUACAAAAGGCAACAUGGUUUUAAACAGACAUGACUGGGAUGAUCCUGUUGUGGCCAUUGCUCUGGUGUCCAAUGGAUGGAUCUUCCUGAUAAUGUAUAUUGUCCCUGAAAUUUGUUUCCUUACUGCGCCUCUGAAGCUGGGGGACUACCCUCCAGAAAAUGAUUUCUGCCAACCCAAGUUCAUAAAGCAGACAACUGGAGUGGACAACCGUGCCUAUACACAAGAUGAAAUUGUGCAAGGAGACACAGAAGACCUCAGCUACUCCCCAUACUCUUCUCACUUUCAGAUGAAGACCGUUGAACCCCAAAAGGAUUUCUCCAUCCCUCGGCCCAAGGCCCGGACAAGCCCGUACCAGGACUACACUGGUGGGAAAGGCCCCAUGUAGCAGCUCCGCAGCGAGCAAAGAGACCAAGUGCCUGUCAGCAGCAGCACAGGCCACACGGUGACAAGUCCUGCAGAAGAGACAGAGCCAACUCCCACUGACAAAAGAGGAGAGAGGUCCUCUUUUCCCCACACAGACACCCUUGUAGGCCACACUCACUCCUCAAACACAGCUUUCAGAAACCACUCUGGCCAUCCUGUCUCUGCUCACUGUUUCUCCAUGGAAUGGAGCUCAUCUUUUCUGACAGAGGAACAUGUUGGGAAGAGCCUGGCCUGGCCUAUUUUUAGCAGGAAUGCUGUAGGGCUGGAGCAGCAGGAAGAUCAUCAGCCACGUCUGUGACCAGCUCUGCCCCAGCCAGGACUUGCUUUGAUCAGCUCAGGGGGAUGCCUGCACCCUGUGUCUGACAGGAGGAGAGUCAGGAGUGGAAGCAUUAGCCCUACACAUCCCUACUACUGCCCACCUGUGAACACAUCUCAGGUACUACCAAGGACACUUUUAUCUAUCCACCAUUAUUUUUGUGCCCACUCCCAGCCCCACCUGGCUCUCCUCCAAGAGAUCAGUGGAGAAGAGACAAAGAGAGAGACAGACUAUUGUUUUUUAUUUCUUCAUGUUGACUUCCAACCCCCUUCCUUAUCACCUAGACACCACGGUGGAGAGGGAGAAGAAACUUUAAAGACAUAAAAACAUCUACAGCUAUUUACUUGACACAUUUUCUGAUUGCACUCUAUCUCCUAGCUCUGACUCCUCACCACACGCCCCAGCUGAGCUCCCCAGGGUGCCUGGCCAGCACUGAAAACCCUCCCCUCCCCACCCUUGACACCCCAGGCUGUGGAUCCCUGCAGACAAAACCUCUUCCAUGCAGCUGUUUGCAAUACCCUGGUGGGAUUUAAUCCUGUGCACCUUGGAGCUCUGCCUCCUCCCCACCGUGUCUGUGGCAUUAACACAAACAUUUCCCAAGCAGCCAGGUUAUGGAGGGCAGACACCCUUCUUCCCAGGAGUAAGCAAUCACGAGCACAUGCGUGUGUGUGUGUGUGUGUGUGCGUGCGUGCGUGUGUGCUGUGUGGACUGCACCCUGGCAAUGAGCAGUGAGUCUGCAGAGUUGAAUCAUUCUGUAGCCUGCUUUCUAUUUGGUAAAUAGCUUUCCAUGGUAUUUCAUCUGUAAAUGAAUAGGGCUCUCCAAGUGGGCAUGUAUGGUACACUGGUAUCUAACACAGCUAUAUAUUUAUUUAGUACUUUGUAUGUGGAAUAUUUAAUUAAUCAAAAUACAAACAGCCUGACUACAAGAGAAUGGUGUUCUUCCUCGGGAAUAUGACUCCUCUAAUGGCUGGUGGGGUGAUGGCAAUAGCUCUCCAUGGCUUGUAGUGGGCCAUCUGGGAGAUUGCAGCUGGGGGGGGGCGGGAAAUGGCAAAGAGGUGCUGGCUUCUUCAAAGCUGUCACUAUGGACCAGAGAUCAGCUGCUUGAAAGUGAAGAGGGUUAGUAGCUUCUCUGUGCUACUUUUCUUGAAUAAAGAAAGCUGAUUCAACAUUAGAAGCGCUUAAGAAGUGAAGAAAUAUAAAACCAAGCCACAGCAAGCAAAUGCAGGAGGAAAGAUGUGUUCUCUUCAUCACUGCAUGUGUCUGUGCUUGCUGUGUUUAUAUUCCUGUAUUUAUUCAGUUAUGUCUUGCUGGGUGCUUGCAUAAUCAAGAAAAGAAAAGGACCUUGUAGGUAUUUAAUUCAGCUUGUAAAAAUAUGCCUUUCUGAUGUUGUGAACACAUGUAAUAUUUUUAUUUGAAAGUAGAAACAAUAUCAAAGCAAAAUAAUUAUGAUUAUGGUGACGAUGAUGAUGAUGACGAUGAUGACAAUAUUUAAAAUCUCCUGAUGGUAUGAGGCUUUACUUUCCCCUUUUAGAGGCUUCCUUUCCCAUGAGUUUUUACAUGGUACAUCAUGCCACAUAUCUAUAUGCUCCUGGCAAGUAAACCCCCUUCCUCAGGCACAGUGCUGUCUACAAUAUGCGAGGCUGCGCCUUUUCCACUCCACCUACCAGCACUGAAAGGCAAUGCAGGGACAUUUGGAUCUUCUGUAUCCCUUGGCAUGAGAAAGAGCCCUCCUAGGCAUUGGUUUGAAAUGCAUCGCAGGACACAGGACUAGAAAAAUGCCGCCUUCUAGUAAAUUUGAGGUGGAAAUGAUGCUUACCUUCCCCUCCUCCUCUCCUGUCCUCC
This is a messenger RNA of Falco peregrinus (peregrine falcon), 22346 nucleotides long. Its product is annotated as retinoic acid-induced protein 3. Gene Ontology annotation, molecular function: G protein-coupled receptor activity; protein kinase activator activity. The record is from RefSeq and is a predicted model, not a curated record. NCBI's taxonomy places the organism in Eukaryota, Metazoa, Chordata, Aves, Falconiformes, Falconidae. The coding region runs from base 19080 to 20150 and encodes 356 amino acids. The transcript is spliced from 4 exons. Gene Ontology annotation, cellular component: plasma membrane; signaling receptor complex; intracellular membrane-bounded organelle. Gene Ontology annotation, biological process: G protein-coupled receptor signaling pathway.